Messenger RNA from Dracunculus medinensis (Guinea worm), 1092 nucleotides. NCBI's taxonomy places the organism in Eukaryota, Metazoa, Nematoda, Chromadorea, Rhabditida, Dracunculidae. The record is from the annotation of a GenBank genome assembly.
AUGGUUUUGCUGUAUACAUUCCCAAGAUGUUCAUCAUCUUCUUCAUUAACCAUCCCAUUAGCUCAAGAAAUGCGAGAAACAUUACCAAUCACGGGUCAUUUUGACUCAGUGGAUCUCAGUAAUAAUAAUUAUACCAACUGCUAUAAUCUGCAUGAGUCUGUGAAUGAAUCGAAAUUCGAAUUCGGUAAUAUUUCGGCAUAUAAACUGCCGUUUUACAAGGGUUUCUAUUCAUUUGUGACCGGCAAAGACCAUCGACAGAUUUAUAAACAAAUGGAGAUUGAUUCAGAAGAAGAGGAUGAUUAUUCAGAGCGUCCUUCCACAACCUCGGUAGAAAAUUAUUCCGUCAUUCACAGAGUGAAUGAAGCGAAAAGAAUUACAGAUGAAAAUCUUCGACGAAAAGUGCUGAAACUUUCGACCUCUAAAAUUCAGACGAUAAGUGCAUCAAAUGUCUCUACUUCGCUUAGAAAAUCGGUUCUUAUCAUCAAUAUGAUGAAACGAUUACAGCGAGAAAUUGAUCUUUGUGACGUUGAUGUUUAUGAUAGUCUGAGAGAGGAAAGUACGGCACUGGCUGUGUAUAUUGAUAAGGAGGAUCAAGAAAACGAAGAGCGGGAAAAGAAGGAAAUAAAAAGUUUGUGGCAGUCAGGGGAAUGUUACGUUCAGCAAGGUAACAACAAUUAUGCGAUCAAUACAUCUGGUCGCUUCAAUUAUCUCAACUGGCCGUGGUCUGACGGCCAGUCCGUUUUUUCAGCUACAAAUGAUACUUUUCAAGAUCUCAAUGCAGACAAUAGUAUUUUCUUGGAGUAUGUACAAUGUGCUAUAAAGCCCUCCAAUGAAACGACGACAUCGAAAGAAAUAUCGUCAUCUUGUGCAGCGUUCCCUCUACCAUCGAAUGCGACAAACAUUUCAGGCAAUGACGCUUUGUGCCGAAAAACGAGUGAAAACGAUUAUGUAGAGGAGUAUAUCGAUAUGUGGCGUAAAUGGGAGGAAAAUAAUUACAAUCCGUUGGUAGAUUGUAAUUUAUCGCAGUUUGAUAUAAUCAAUCUAUUUGGCCUUCCAUCGGUCAAUAACCGAGUCAUUUUAUCAACUGCGUAA